Messenger RNA from Hypoxylon trugodes, 1859 nucleotides. RefSeq lists its product as uncharacterized. The transcript has a single exon. Lineage: Eukaryota; Fungi; Ascomycota; Sordariomycetes; Xylariales; Hypoxylaceae. The record is from RefSeq and is a predicted model, not a curated record. Bases 75 to 1859 code for a protein of 594 amino acids.
CUCCAUUGCACUAUAUCCCGUGAAGUCUAAGCAUUUAUUCGACCUGAAGAACACCAUAUUGGACCAAAGCCAAAAUGUCACAAGUAAUCGAUUUUCGUGCCAUGUCGCCAUCACAGUUGGCUCGACAUGUAAACGAUCUUGCCAUCCAAAAUGAUGUGGGAACAAUUCUUGACUUAUGUAUAGCUUACCCCGAUGUCUUUUUCGGGAAAGAUUACAAUAUCGGUCAACGAGACGCUGACGAUCAUAUGAGCUUUCGCCCAGGCCAAGGGCGAGGGGAAACUAGCACACCCCUAGGAAAUAUUGAUCCCAGCCCUUACCUCAGUUUUGCGAUAGAACGUGAGGGCACUCCACUUUGGUUAAUCCGUGCUUUCCUACGUGGACUCGAAGACCGAUAUCCCAGCGCGAUAAACGGCCUGUACGAAAUCCUUCGGACUACUGAACCUCCACUCCAUACCGCUGUACGGGCUGGCCGAGCUGAUAUCGUUCAAGAAUUGCUUAGUAGUCCGUUCAUCGAGCCCACCAUGAGGCACACCGCACGUUCCGCUAAAGGGGACGAGUGUGAUUUUGCGGGUCAAGCACACCCACCCUUGUGUGAUCCUGAUACGUUCACUACGACCUGUUUGACUGCGGUUGAGUAUGCUAUACAGCUUUAUGUGCACCCUGACAAUCAGAACAACCAGAACUUGCUCGACAAUAUUGAAGAUUGCGCUUUAGCUCUUGUUGCUUUCGGAGAAUUCCCAGCACCGGUGACAGAGGACGAUACGAUUGUUCCUUUCUUUGAGCAGGCAAUUGUAGCAGGCAUGAAUAGGUAUGUGAUUGGCGUUUUACAUCGAAUUCUUAUGCAACCACCGGAGUUUGGACACCGACAACUGUUAGUCCUAAAGGGACUCGCUUCGGUCCUCUUCUACGUGAUCCGACUAGAGUCCGCGCCAGACGAUAACCCAAUCGUCAACUACAUCGUUACCACGUCUCUCAUAAACAGCAUGUUCCCAAUGCCGCUAAACCCAUACUCCACCUACUUUAACCCCCUCGCAGACUGUCUAGAUCAAUUUAAACCGGAAAAUGCGUCGAGAUUACUGCACCUCCUGCAGUACUUUGACUAUGCGAACACGUCGGAGGGAUUAGACUACGUAGAAGCCCUUUUAGAUCACGAUAUAAUAGAGUCCCGAGCGGCGAGUGAUGAUCGGAACUUACCAUUCUUCAUCGCAUACUUAGAGUACUUAGAAUGGAUGACAGAGGACUCGCAAUUCACAGAUGACGUCGCAGACCGGUUCGAAGUAAGAAAGCAGCGGCUCGUCGAGACAGCAUUUAAAGCCGGUAAGGAUUCGCGACAAAUCGUGCUCCACGCGGUACAAGAGGGGUUCAGAUCGCCGUACCUUAUGCGAAUCGCAAUCGAAUUUAACCACCUUGUAGGUGUCGCCGCGAUCGCAGGUUCGUGGAAGAGGGAAGGAAUAUCUUUUGAAGACGAGCUGCCCGUUCUUCCAAACACUUCAACCUUUAAAUCUGCUCCGCCCGCUACAGCGUUAGAUGAUGCUGUCAGGAGUCAGCAAAUCCCAUGCAUCCAAGUAUUACUCCAUUAUGGUGCGGAUCCCGCGUCCGUGCAAUUGUCCACAUGGGGUCAACUUUACGAUAGCCUUAAGAGGGACGUAAAACCGGAAAACCAUCAGCUCGUGAGGGAGACAUACUUUUCAUACAGUUCGGACCAUGGGGACUAUCGACUUCCGGGCCUAAGUCUAGGAGCCUAUCGCAAGCUUAAUGAGAGAUCGAAGCACCCUAGGUAUGCCGCUGAUGACAUGAUAGACUGGGUAUGGUCAAAUGUUCUGGCUGUGGUGGAAACUGCGCUUAAGCAUAUAAGAUAA